Phytophthora nicotianae INRA-310 is the source of this 1201-nucleotide messenger RNA. RefSeq lists its product as hypothetical. Gene Ontology annotation, molecular function: DNA binding; RNA polymerase II general transcription initiation factor activity. The coding region runs from base 268 to 951 and encodes 227 amino acids. The record is from RefSeq and is a predicted model, not a curated record. Lineage: Eukaryota; Oomycota; Peronosporomycetes; Peronosporales; Peronosporaceae. Gene Ontology annotation, biological process: DNA-templated transcription initiation. The transcript has 7 exons.
GAUAUUUCACAGACCAAGGAAAACCAGCCUUUGAAAAAUCCGUGGUCACCUGUGGAUCCAAGGCUAUCCUCGCUCUCCAUGUAAGCUCUCCAUUCUACCUUCGUUGCAGUACGAACGGAAAUGAUUGGCAAACCACGUUCACGAUUCCGAUCGAUCGACUCAACAGCCAUUCUGUAUCUAGCUAGCACUGAAACAAGCUUUACUGACAACCAAUGAAAAUCUCCGAAUUUUCGAAACUUACCAAUCAGCGAACAGUUUUUAAUCGCCAUGAGUGUCAGCAAUUGGAGCAGCAGUAGCAGCGACCAGGACGAUGACACGGCGUGGUCUCGUGCGCGGCUCGCAGAGGAAGGUGUGGCAUACCGCGUUGUAAACGUUCUUGGCAGUGGCUUUGUCAACGACCGGGUCGACAUCAAGAAACUCGCGCUGCUCGUGCGCAAUGCCGACUACGCACCUCGAGGGUUUAGCGCGUUGGUCAUGCGCUUCCAGGCUCCUCGCGCGACAGUGUUGCUGUACAGGAGUGGAAAGUUUGUAGUGAUCGGCGCCACGAGUGUAGCAGAUGCCAAGCUUGCUGCAGAGAAGCUAAUCUCCAUAUUGAAGAAAGUGUCGUUCCCGAGCGACAGCAGUCCAUUCACUAUUCGUAACGUGGUCGGGGCGGCGGACGUUUGCUUUAGAAUUCGUCUGGAAGGUUUGGCACGAGACCACCUUCGCUUUAGCACGUACGAGCCAGAGUUAUUCCCAGGGCUUAUCUACCGCAUGCUGCGCCCCAAGUGCACCUUAUUAAUCUUCAUAUCCGGCAAAAUCGUUAUCACUGGAUGCGAGUCUUCUGCAGACGGAGAACGAGCGCUUGGAACAAUGUAUCCUGUACUACUACAGUAUCGUCUUCGCGACGACGGAUCCGAAGAGGAGGAUGACGGAGAUGACUCGAUGGACGGUGGAUCAACUUUUAUUUAACGCAUUGCAAACAACAGACCCAACUUACAGCUAUCCAGCACAUCAAAGUGUCAUUUUCUGGUGGAGAUUUCUAAUGGUAAUUGACUCUCGAUAGCUGCAGCCCAUUUCACCCAGUUCCCAAGAAAAAACGGAAAUACAGUAACUAAACGAAGCACUCGAUCGUGCAAACUAACGAGUCCUCAGGUCACUUCUACGUGUCACUUGAUGACAUCCAUGCAAUAAUGUCAGCGAGUGCCUAUCAUCUACGUUC